Zingiber officinale is the source of this 2178-nucleotide messenger RNA. RefSeq names its product probable amino acid permease 7. Gene Ontology annotation, cellular component: plasma membrane. The transcript has 8 exons. NCBI's taxonomy places the organism in Eukaryota, Viridiplantae, Streptophyta, Magnoliopsida, Zingiberales, Zingiberaceae. The record is from RefSeq and is a predicted model, not a curated record. The coding region runs from base 695 to 2086 and encodes 463 amino acids.
UCACUGAUGACUGCCGAACAUCCAGGAAUAAGAUACCUGUUUGAUGUGUUGGUUUUCUUGCUAUAUUGGAGUAUCUGUCGUACUUAAAUGGGAUGAUGCCAAUGAAGAUCUCAAUUUCCAAGUUUUGGUAAGGACAUAUUAGACUUUUGAAUUAAACUUCAAAAUCAAACUUGCACGCAAUAUCAUCAUCCUCAACCAAUCAAUUAAGUUACUGCUCGAGUAAUUUAAGGAGCAUUUGUUUCCCUCUGUGGACCAAAACAAGCAUCUGAGUUUCUUAAAAUUUAAGAAAGACAUCCUUCAUUUGUGGGAUCGCAAGAUGAGGAGAGCUUCAGCAAGCGAUAGUUUUCAUGAUCCAUGAAUCUUUUUUUAUCAGCGAAGUUCAGAGCCCCCGUCCUUUCCUUCACAGUUCAUGUCAUCAGUCUGUCGUUUGUCCUGUAAGAGUAUUCCCAAAACAGCACUUGAAUAGCUGAAGACGAAACAGUUUUACAGUAUGACCCGAAGAUGAUUGCACCGGUAGAGCCCUGUGCGCAACCCCCAUUCAAUGUUCUAUACCGUGAAGCAGACGGUUAGCGGAUCAUCUAUCGCUUUCCACGUCAGAAUACAUAAAGGAAAACAAAGUGAAAAGGAAGAAGACGACCACAACGAAGGGCGGCGUCUUUACGCCAUCUAAUUCAGCUUCUUCCCGGCACAAGCCAUGGCGGGAGACGAAGACAGCGACUCCCCUCUGCUCCCGGAGCUUCAGAAGGAACCAGGGCAGGAUGAGCGCGGGAAGAAGAGGACAGGAACUCUCUGGACGGCCAUCGCUCACAUAAUAACGGCAGUGAUCGGGGCCGGAGUUCUGUCCUUGGCGUGGAGCAUUGCUCAGUUGGGUUGGGUCGCAGGUCCCGUCGCCAUGCUGCUGUUCGCGGCCGUCACUCUGUUCCAGUCGUCGCUGCUCGCCGAUUGCUACAGGUCGCCGGAUCCUGAGCACGGAGAAUUCAGGAACCAUCACUACAUGGACGCUGUCCGGCAUUUCUUGGGUGAGAGAAGUUAUUGGGUCUGCGGGUUCAUUCAGCAACUGUGCUUGUUUGGUGCAGGAUUAACCUACACCAUCACUUCGGCUACAAGCAUGAGGGCCAUCCAGAAAUCAGACUGCUACCAUAGAGAAGGACACAGUGCUCCAUGCUCAUACGGAGAUACCUUCUACGCGCUGCUGUUUGGUGUUGUUCAGAUAGUUUUCUCCCAGAUUCCAGACUUCCAUGAAAUGGCAUGGCUCUCUGCUCUCGCCGCCGCCAUGUCCUUUUCCUACUCCACCAUCGGACUUGGCCUUGGCCUUGCCAAAGUGAUCGGAAAUGGAACCGUAAGAGGAGGAAUCGGAGGCAUCUCCAUGGCUACCACUUCUCAGAAAGUUUGGCGUAUUUCUCAGGCACUCGGAGACAUCGCUUACGCGUAUCCAUACUCGAUUAUUCUCUUCGACAUCGAGAGAACAUUAAACUCCCAAGGACACUCUGAGAUCGCCGCCGCCGGAGAACCAAACGAUGAAGAGAGCAAACACCAUCUCCAUCCUCAUCACCACCAUCUUCUACCUCUGCUGCGGUUGCUUCGGCUACGCUGCCUUCGGCGAAGACACUCCAGGGAACCUCUUGACAGGGUUCGGCUUCUUCGAACCAUACUGGCUCAUCGACUUCGCGAACGCCUGCAUUGUGGUUCACUUAGUCGGAGGUUAUCAGGUUUACAGCCAGCCAGUGUUCUCCAUGGCCGACAAAUGGGCUGCCGGGAAGUUCCCCGACAGUGCAUUCGUGAACAAGUUCUACAACCUUCGACCGCUGCCGCUGUUGCCGCCCGUCAGUUUGACUCUGUUCCGGCUGUGUUUCAGGACAGCGUAUGUUGCAGCCGCCACAGGGCUUGCCAUGCUCUUCCCUUACUUCAACCAGGUGCUGGGAGUCAUGGGGGCCUCCUUCUUCUGGCCUAUUGCCGUUUACUUCCCUGUGGAGAUGUUCCUCGUGCAGAAAAAGAUCAGAACUUGGAGCAGAGAGUGGCUGCUGCUUCAGAGUUUCAGUGUCGUGUGCUUGUUACUCAGCAUAUUUGCCUUGGUUGGAUCAUUUGAAGGACUCAUAAGUGAAAAGCUAAAGCUAAUUAAGUAGCAAAUACUUCAUAUUGAUUCAUAGCAAUAACAUUGGGAAGGAGAUUCAAAUUCCA